AUGCCUGGUGUUCCAAGAAGCAGAGGCUGUAAUACUUGUCUGAAGCAAAAGAAGAAAUGUGACCAAGCCAAGCCAGCUUGCUCAAGAUGUGCUCGGCUUGGAGUACCCUGUGUCGGUUCAGGCGAACAGAAAUAUGUCUUCAAGCCAGUAUCAUUCACCAAGCCAUCCAAAGCCAGCUUUCAAAGAACAAGAAAACGCGAGCAAUCCUCUCCGGUAUCCAUCUUACAUAAACCCCAGAACUCAUCAACUCUUCUCGAGGCCAAGCUUGUUGCGGCACUGAAAAUAACAGACCUUCGAUACGGUCUUCACUGUUAUGGUGUCUUCCUGGAGCAUAUUCCCAACAGGCUUGGCCGCAUCCAUUCUCUCGAUGCUUCAGUUGAUUUAAUGAUGAGUGCCUUGCCUUAUCAUUACACACAUGACAUCCCAUCUGAGGUUCUGGCCAAGUAUGACUGUGUUUUGAAAGUAUUGAAAGCUUCCCUGAAUAUAACGGGCACACGGCUCAGUCCCGAGUAUCUUGCGGCCUUUCAAAUUAUGACGAUAUGCCAGAGCUGGCUGGGACGAGCAAAUAAUGACUUGAAAAGUCAUGGACAGAUUCUUGCGCGGUUUAUGGAUACAGCAACCGAAAAGAGUUGGAGUGGCACUUUUGAACUUAAGUUACUUGAGACCUCACUGAUGGCUCUAUUUCUCGAAGCUCUAAUCGACCCAGUCAUCAGCAUGGCAGAUCAUAUCCCUCUCAUAACCUCACAGUCACGCCAGAACGCAUACAAUCAAGAUCAGGAUUUUCAUAUUCAAAGUUUUCAAGUACAAAGAUUGCCCAGGAUACCAAAGUUUUUGCAUGAGCCUCUGCGAUAUAUGGACGAAAUCAAAACCACAUAUCAAGAGAUGCGAGACAAUCACGCAAGAAUACAGCGCCACCUCGAGAGUCUAAAGAGGCAGAAAUCUCCUUCUGAAGACUUACGCGGUCGACCAAAGCUUAGCCACAAGCUCCGCGUCAUGGGUGCGAUCCUUCUUACGGCAGCAAUAGUUUUGAAUCGCAUACUCCGAGCAAUAUAUCCAGACGAUAGCGUUUUACUUCUAGAAGCAUCAACCUUGGCGAACGAACUUAUCACCCUUGCUAAAAUGGCAUCCCAUCACAGACCUCUUGGUGCCAGCUAUAUCCCACCAUGCCUGGUAGCUGUGUGGGCGACGACGAGUGCUUUGGAAACCCAACAGAAUGAGAUUGAGCUGUUGCUCGCGGAAUAUCAACAGGACUAUGCUCGCAUAAAUUGGAUGGACCAGGCCGUAUUACUGGAGUCAUUAAAUGGAACAAUCCUGGGGCGACUAUCUGGAUCGAAUAGCCGCGAUGAGAAGUCUAAUAACGAGGGAAAUCUCGAGAUGUUGAUGGUCCACUGUAGAGCUGCGUUUGGAUCCAUUGGAUGUUGCUUCUUCACUUCAAACUGAGACUCUUGGUCAUCAAGCCUCGACAGUUCACAAUGGGUAUGGUAGCUGGCCAGAAAAGUAAGACUCGGCCCCUGUUGA
Fusarium redolens is the source of this 1518-nucleotide messenger RNA. RefSeq lists its product as uncharacterized. The record is from RefSeq and is a predicted model, not a curated record. Gene Ontology annotation, biological process: regulation of DNA-templated transcription. The transcript is spliced from 4 exons. Gene Ontology annotation, molecular function: DNA-binding transcription factor activity, RNA polymerase II-specific; zinc ion binding. NCBI's taxonomy places the organism in Eukaryota, Fungi, Ascomycota, Sordariomycetes, Hypocreales, Nectriaceae. Bases 1 to 1440 code for a protein of 479 amino acids.